AUGAAAUGGGAGAAAGUAUUCGGAGAACCAUUGUCCUCUGCCAGUAUCAUACUAGCUCACGACAUUCUGCAGAUAUACAUCCCUGUGCUGUUGUUAGCUAUUGUUUACUCCGUCAUCAUUACGAAGCUCAAGACACAGGCAAACCCAGGUGAACAGUCCGCCAACACUCAGCAACAGCGGAAAAGAAGAAACAGAAACGUGCUUCAAAUGUCCAUUGCUAUAGUAACAGUGUUUGUAUUUUGCUGGUUACCAUUCUCUAUCAACGUUUUAAUCAUAGCGUAUAAGGACAGGUCCACGCAUUUGUCGUGUAGUUUCUGGCUAUACUUCACUGUCACCGCUGAUAUGUCUAAUGCAUACUAUGCUAUCAACCCGAUUAUCUGUUUCAUUUUUAGCAGUAAUUACCGACAAGCUCUUAAAAGACUUAUAAAAUGUUCUUCUGCACAGGCGUAGAUCGCAAAAUGUGCUUUUGGUUGAAGAUGUUAAGAGUUAGAGGUUUGUAGAACACGCGUGAAUAAAUGUGUCAUGACUUUCAGUGUGUUUUUAGUAGUGAAAAUUAUCGAAAAGGUCCAACUUAGAAGACUCAUGAACUGUUCUUUUGAACGGGCGUAAGUUACAGACAUAAUGUGCUUUUGAUUGAAUAUGUUAAGAUUUAGAGGUACGUGAAACACUCUUGAAUAAAAAAAAAAAUCACCACGAUUGCCUUUGGCGUACUUAACUGAGGAUUAAUAAAACUGAGGUGUUCAUUUUAAGUCUGCCAUGACUGCGAAAAGUGACAGCAUAGGCCACGUAUUGUAAAAGGUUGGGUGGUAAAUAAAUCUGGGGGACGGACCAUUAGAAAAGUUAUUGGGAGCGUAGAAGGCGAUAUUAUACAACUGCACAACUAGCAACUGUUAAUUAAUGAAGAACCGCUCCAAAGUUAAAGAAAGAGGUUCUCCCGAAAAAAAGAAACGAAUAAAACGGACAAUUACGAACAUCUGGCUUUUGAAAUUCUAGCACCACCCCGAGGAUUGACAGCAUUUUUGCGUCGUCAAAAGAAGCAAAGAAAAAACUGCAUGCUUUUGUGGCACGUACGCCGUUCGCCCAUUGGGCAAAACUGAUACAUGAACCAAGAAGUAAAACAGGAGUUUAAGCGGCAAGGUGUUGUGUUUUCCACAAAAUAAAUUAAAUGACAUUGCCGGUUUCAUAUGUUUUUAUAGACAUUUUAAUUUUUUGCUAGAUAAAUUUUGAUGGCGUAUUUCCACAUGCAAAUAUUAUGUAUCACACCAGCUUAAAAUGUUCGGUACUCAUAUUGGUUUCCAAACAUCUUUUUAAUCGAUUUCUAAAUACAACGACAAUGGCUUAUAGAUCGUUUUCACAGUGACGUCAUCAAAUUGUAAUGUCAAAAUAGCGAGGUUUUACGAAUUCUUAUAUACAAUAGGUUGAAGACAAACAAAAAAUAAAUCUUUGCACAAGUUUCCAUUCCCGUAGCAUGUUUCAUUUCGAAAAUACAGCAAUUUGAACUUCCGAGUUUUCAUAGUGGGUGACACCAAAAUAGGAAUACUGUCUCGUUGAAAACAUGUUUCUCCUCUUGAUUUUCAGCAGUAUAACCAUUUCAAGUAUUAGAAGGUAUGUUUAUGCGCACGUAUGCUAGUUCUCGACUGAAAAGAAAAAGCUUUUAUAGAAAAAAGGAACUCCAGAUGAUUAUGUUGAUUUUCGGCGGCCAUAGUAACAAUUAAAGGAGUCAAAGAAGUAACGAGCCUUGUCUCUUGUUGAGAAAGAACCUGCUAGUUUCCCUUUGCCGACAGCAGACUCUUGGUUCUAUAAUUUCCCAUUUUUAGUUCGAUCGACAGGCAAAUGAUAUAAAAACUGCCUAUUUUAUGCACACAUGAUAACAGGCAUUUAUUUUUGCCUCAUAUUUUCCUUUAAUGGAAAGAAUAAUGGCUUUACAACAAAUGAUUGACAAGAAAAACGCAUUUUGUUAUAUUUAAUCCAUUUUGUCUAGUUUUUGCCAGGGGCAAAUUUUGUCCCCCGCGCCUUUAAAGAUUGCCCCCCAUCAGACAAAAAUUAGAAAAAGCGCGACAACCAUUCGCAUUUGUUAGGCGUCAAUGAUGAGAAAAAAUUUGUUUAAAUAAACAAUUUUUUCGCUAGUGAAAAAAGGUCCUACUCUCUUUUCAAUCGAUUUCUUAAUAUAGCCACCUGACUGUAUUCUGGUCAGGCCUUGUGCAAGCUUCUCCCUUUCUUUGGAGACGUUUCCUUUGACGUUUCCAUUCAGAAUCUAAUUCUGAUAGCGGUGGAUCGAUUUGGAGCCGUGGUGGUUCCGCUCCGUUCCCCACUCAUCAGAUCCAAGCUGUGUCCCUUCUUCAUUCUCACCACGUGGAUAGUUGACGUAGCUGUCAGUUCGCCAUACUUGUUCGCCAACAGGAUCGUCGAAUGCCCAGAGGGAACCUGGUGUGUUGCGAAAUGGGAAAAAGUAUUCAGAGAGUCAUCGUCCUAUGCCAGUUUCGUUGUAGCAAUCCUCCUUUUGUUUACAUACAUCCCAGCGACUUUGUUAGUUUUUCUUAACUCCAUCAUCCUUAUCAAGCUAAAGACACAGGCAAACCCAGGUGAACAUUCAACCAACACUCGACAACAGCGGAACAGAAGAGACAGAGACGUGCUUCAAAUGUCCAUUGCUAUCGUAACAGUGUUUGUGCUUUGCUUGUUACCGUGCGCUACUACCGUUUUAAUCAUAGAGUAUCAGGACAGGUCCUCGCCUUUCUCGUGUAGUUUCUGGAUAUACGAUGUAGUCACCCUUUUUAUGGCUAACAUGUACUGUGCUAUUAACCCCGUGAUCUGUUUUAUGUUUAGCAGUAAUUACCGACAAGCUCUUAAAAGACUCAUAAAAUGUUCUUUUGCACAGGCGUAG
Messenger RNA from Porites lobata, 2884 nucleotides. The record is from the annotation of a GenBank genome assembly. Lineage: Eukaryota; Metazoa; Cnidaria; Anthozoa; Scleractinia; Poritidae.